Messenger RNA from Westerdykella ornata, 1770 nucleotides. RefSeq lists its product as uncharacterized. The transcript has a single exon. The record is from RefSeq and is a predicted model, not a curated record. Lineage: Eukaryota; Fungi; Ascomycota; Dothideomycetes; Pleosporales; Sporormiaceae. The coding region runs from base 1 to 1770 and encodes 589 amino acids.
AUGCGCCACCUUCCAGAUCCCCGCUGCUACUGGCUCUGCCCCCUCACCCUCUGCUCCCCAAAGGACUCCAUCAUCAAAGAGCCAAACUCCGCAACUGCACCUCCCACCCGCACCCUCGCCCCCGUCUCGCAUGACUCUAACACCGCAUCUCCAAUCUUCACCCCCGAAGACUCUGCCGAACCAGACUCCAUCCCCGCCAGCGCCGUCUCAACACCCGACAGUGCAAGCGACGCAGAUACCGAAGUAUUGGAGCCAGCAGCACGACGGAGUCGAUCCAAGAGUCGGUGUGAGCUUGACGGCACAGGGAACAAAGACAACGUCGCUAACGUGCAUGAAGCCACCAACUCGCACAGCGAAGCUUUUCCUUCUAGUUGGUUUACCAACGGGGGCAAUUCUCAGGACGCAGAUGCCGCCUUUGUCUCUCCUCCCAGCGGCGCAACUAUCCCUUCUAGUCCUCCAGAUGACGGCAGUGGCAUCACUCCGCGUCAGACGGCACCCUCUACGCCGGCAAAACAAGAAAGAGAAGAGCCGUUUGUGCCGGAUUGGACCCUCGUCGCCGACAUCCUGACCCAGCACGGCUUCGACGCCACGCCUUUCCGCUGGGCAGCUGUACGACAGGCAUCCGCCCAUGAGGGCAAUGAGCAGGAGCGCGAAACCAGACGGAGAGUAAACGGGUACGCGGGUCCCUGGCAAGAUGUGUACAAACACGUCUACGGUCCACCAGCACCUACACACAUCCUCCGUAGCAACGGGAUUCCCCGCCGCGGGAAGGGUGGUCUGGGAGAAGACGGGGAUGAGGGUGUGAUUCUGGAGCGUGUGACUAACGGUAAAGACUCAACUCCUUCAAGCGCAAACAAAACUGCAAAAACUUCGCACCCAUUUCAAUCCCCGUCCUCAGCGGAGUCGUGGCCAUGGAGCUGGUUCCACCCACCAAAUCCUAGCCACAACAACGACAAAACUUCAGAUCGACCUAGUGCCCAAAAUAAAGCACAACAUGCCGGCUCUCUACUCUCACAGAAAUCGCAUCCCAAGGUGAAAGACUCCAAACCAACAUCCAUGAAAUCCAGUACCACCAGCCUCGGGACCCUCCCUCUCAAAUCCACCGGCUCCUUCGCACCCGCACCCGCAUCCGGCCUCCUCCUUGCUUUACCAGUUCCAGACCACAAUCGCACCCUCCCAUCUCCACCCCACACCGUCUCAAUCCCGCGCCUGGGCAGGGGAAACACCAUCCCGCCUCCUCCUGGGUUUGACAGGGUGGAGAUUCGGCCGCAAGUGGGUGGUUGGUAUAGCAUUGGGGAAAGCGGGGCGGGGCCUCGGAGGGAGAAGAGGACGGGGAGGUUGAGGAGAGUGGUGCAGGACCGUGAGGAGGAGGAGGAGGAGGAGGAGGGAGAGGGGAAAAUUGUGGAGAUGGGGGUAGGGUAUAUGGGGUCCGAUACGGAGGAGGAAGAGGCGGUUGUUGGGAAACAUGGGCGGAUUUCUGAGUAUCACGGCAAGGGAGAUGGCGGCUCAGAGGGCGAGAAAACUGCUGUGGAAAGGGAACUUGGAGAGUGCUUGGGAGCAGAGACGGAAGUCAACGAGCAUGAUGCGAACGCAAUGACCGCGAAGCAAGAGCACUCCAAUGACGCCGAAAACUCUAACAACCAAGUCCAACAGGAGAACGCAGACGACGAGAAAGAGAAUUCGGCAAGGGAGGACGACGACAGGGACAGCGUGAUCUACGCCGACGCCGAUUCAAACACGGACACUGACAGUUUGUACUCCCCGUAUUGA